UGGUGCUUGCUGGCAAUGAAGUGAACAUGCGUGCAUUUCUCUUGUCUUCACAGCUGCAGCCUCGGCUAAAGAAGUCUGAGGGCUGCCAGCGGUGGUGAGGAUAAUGGACUGUGUCCUAUAGCAACAUGGCCUUCUGCCUACCAGUGUGGUAUCUGGUAAGUGCUGCAGGAGGACAGUGAGGAGAAACUGAGACCAGGGCAAGAUCUGCUGCAGAGGAAGAACUCGAGGCAGUACCAAGGGAGGAGGGCCUGUCUCCCACCAGGAAACUCUGAUGGGAGGAGGAAGGGAAGGCCAGGGUGAGGUGAGGUGAGGCUGGCAGCAGGAGUGGAAAUGUCGUGUUGAAUCUACAGCCUUGGUUCUCUUGCAUUCCUUAUGCUUCUUAGCACUGCUCAAGAACAGGCAGGGAUUGUACCUAAAGCUGUGCGUCUUGUCCACCUCAAGCACCUACACUGUGGCGGAACAGAGUACUGAGUCCUGUUGCCUGGCUCUUACCUUCUGCUCAGCCUUUUCAAGAGUGCUGUGAACCAGUAAGGAGACUUCACCUAUGACACUGUCUGAAAGCAGUUUUCACAGCCUUUUACUGGUAGGAAUUCUGGAGGUGGCAGCUCAGCCUGGGGAGCAGGAGAGACUGGCAGCAUGGUGAUAUCUGGCACUGCCAUCACCUCCCUGCUUGGAUGCCAAAGGCAGAGCAGAGAUUGGGGUGUUUGUCCUGGUCCUUGAGGGAAUUUCUCAGAAGCUGCACCUCAGUUUAUCUUUGAAUCUGAGGUAGAAACAAAAGCUGCUUGAUCUUGUCUCAGUGGAGUGCUGGGGGGAAUAAUUGGUUAAUUACUAUUCAAAGGUGCAAACUAAGAGCUAAUUGUUCACUGUGCAGUGGGGCCUGAAUCUCGUCCCAAACUACAUUUCUCCACGCCUGCCAAAGUUUUUCUACUGCUACACAGAUGGAUGUGUUUUCAGCAAAGGCUACCAUGUGGAAGAUUAAAAAGAGGGGAAAAAAAAAAAAAGGAACUCUUAACUAGCUUGAAAUCAUGAUGCCACGGAGUGUGUUUACAAGGAAACAGCCUGAUAAACAAGGAGACUCGGCAGCCUCAGGAAGUUGGUUGGACUGAAAAAGUAACAGAAUGAUGUGAAAUUUGUCUGAGUCACUGAUCCUGCAUCUCUACUAGUUCUUUCAGAGAACUCUUCUUGGAGGAAGACAGAGCACACUGAAGCUGAGAGUGGAGAACUGCCCUUUCUGGUCACCACGAAUUUCAGAUCUCCUCCCCUAGCCUCUCCCAGUCUUUUGUACUUUCUGUGCUAAUCUAUCCAGUACACCAUAAACUGACAGAGGCAGCAGCUGGAAAACCUGCUCUGGAAGCUCUAUUAAAAGCCUCAAAAUCUGCAGUGGAGAUGAACAUGAAAACAGUGCUCAUCCUCCUCAUUCUGGCUUUGGCCACGAUAUUUGCCCUGAUCUGUGUGCUGCUGACCAGGGGAAGGGCACCCAGUGUCUGCCAGCGACCAGAGCAGGAGGACACCGAUGAUGGCCACAGCCUGGUUUUUGCUGAUCUGACCCCAGAAGAAAUGGUCCAGGUGGUCCGGUACCUGCAGGAAAAACUCGGGGUGAAGCUGGUGGAUGCCUCGCAUGCGUUGCCCUCUGACAACUGCAUCUACUUGGUCGACGUGCAGAUCCCUGCCAAGGUGGAGGUGCUGCGGUUCCUGGAUGAUGGGGGGCCUCGCCCUGCACGGGAGGCGCUGGCUGUCCUGUACUUUGGUAACCAGCCGGAGCCCAACGUCACGGAGUAUGUGGUGGGUCCACUGCCGAUGCCGACGUACCACCGGGAUGUCACGGUGCAGAAGUAUGGGGGGAAGGUGCCGUACCACCGCAGACCAACAUUGGCUGUUGAAUACAAACAGAUUGCAGAGUUUUUAAAGAGUGAAGUGUUCCCCACAGCUCCAUCUUUCAUGCAUCAAGUAAUUGAAUAUAAUGAAACCAGUUUAGCAGCCAUGACAACAGCUCCACGUGGUUUCCAGUCUGGAGAUCGGACCACCUGGUUCGUUUUGUUUCAGAAUGUGAGUGGGUUCUUCCUGCACCCUGUGGGGCUGGAGGUGCUGGUAGACCACAGCAACCUGGACAUCUCCCAGUGGGCGGUGAGCGGUGUCUUCUAUAAUGGGCAGUACUACAGGGACAUGGUGCAGCUGGAGAGUGCCUAUGUGCAGGGCCGCAUUAACGUGGAGAAAGUGAAGAAAGCCCCAUGGGAUGGGGACUUCUCAUCCAUGAAGCCGCGAGCACCUCCUGCAGCAAUGUUUCCUGUGCAGUAUGAGCCCCAGGGUCCCCGCUACAGCAUCAAGAACAACCACAUCAUCUUCCAGGCCUGGAGCUUUGCCUUUGGGAUGAGCGUGAACACAGGCAUGCGCCUGUUUGACAUCAGGUAUCAGGGAGAGAGGAUUGCCUAUGAGAUCAGUGUUCAAGAGGCCUUGUCAGUGUAUGGCUCCAACUGUCCUGGAGGGAUGUCAACGAGGUACAUGGAUGGGAGCUUUGGCAUUGGGCGCUUCAGCUCUCCCUUAGUGCGAGGUGUCGACUGCCCAUAUUCAGCAACUUACGUGGACGUGCACUACCUUGCUCAGUCUCAAGUCUCCAGAAUUGCUAAAAAUGCCAUCUGCAUUUUUGAGCAGAACCUGGGCUCUCCUCUGAGGCGCCACUACUCCAACUUGCAGUCCUUUUACUAUGGGGGACUAGUCAACUCUGCUGUGAUUGUUCGUUCCAUUGCAACUUUGGGCAACUACGACUAUGUGUGGGACUUCAUCUUCUACCAGAAUGGGGCCAUUGAAGUCAAAGUCCAGGCCACGGGGUACAUGAGCUCAUCCUUCCUCCAUGGGGAUGGUCUGAGAUACGGCAAUAGGGUUUGGGAGCACACGCUGGGCACGAUACAUACCCAUUCCAUCAACUAUAAAGUGGACUUGGAUGUGGGAGGUAGGUCUGGGUCUUGUCUUCCUUAAUGCGUGUCUUUACAUUGAUAAGCCACAGAACUGUGGUCGAGAAUUGGCCUCCUAGUC
Rhea pennata is the source of this 3030-nucleotide messenger RNA. Its product is annotated as membrane primary amine oxidase-like. Lineage: Eukaryota; Metazoa; Chordata; Aves; Rheiformes; Rheidae. Gene Ontology annotation, cellular component: plasma membrane. The record is from RefSeq and is a predicted model, not a curated record. The transcript is spliced from 2 exons. Gene Ontology annotation, biological process: amine metabolic process. Gene Ontology annotation, molecular function: copper ion binding; quinone binding; primary methylamine oxidase activity. The coding region runs from base 1387 to 2973 and encodes 528 amino acids.